AUGUCUUCCGACUCAAAGGCGCUCUCCGGGAAAGUCGCAAUUGUGACAGGAGGAUCUCGCGGCAUUGGUGCUGGGAUAGCAUACGAACUCGCCAGCCGCGGAGCCAAUAUCCUAAUCACCUACAAUUCCGCUACCGCCAAGGCAGAAGAGGUUGCAAACAGAAUCAGGAACCUCGGCGUGGACGUUGCGAUCGUUCAAGCCAGCGGGACAGAUAAAGCAGCUCCCGAGGCAGUGGUCAAAGCGGCAGUUGAGAGAUGGAAAGUCAUCGACAUCAUCGUCAACAAUGCUGGGGAAGGCGCCGACUGUGACUUUGACAAGCUCAGCUACGAUUUCUGGGAUUUGCAGAUGAACUGCAACAUUCGCUUCCCGGUGUUCCUGGUCCAGGCUGCGAUGCCGUAUUUUGGGCCAGCCCCAAGGAUUGUCAACUUGAGCAGCGUCUUCGCCAGAAGUGGUCCUCUGGACUGUAUGUCCUAUGCGGCAAGUAAGGGAGCCAUGGAGAGUGCCACGAGGUCAUUGGCCAGGGAACUUGGUCACAAGUACAAUGCCACGGUCAACUGCGUCAAUCCAGGUCCAGUCGCAACAGACAUGUGGUUGAAGGACACCACGCCGGCCCAACUGGCAUUCUGGGACCCCAUCAUCAAGGAGACCCCUGCAGCUCCUCGGGUUGCCGAUGUCGAUGAUGUUGUCCAAAUCGUUGCCUUUUUGUGUGAUGAAAGAAGCCGCUGGUCCACAGGUAGCGUAGUCAAUGCCAAUGGAGGAAUGUACUUCGUGUAA
Exophiala mesophila is the source of this 774-nucleotide messenger RNA. RefSeq lists its product as uncharacterized. Lineage: Eukaryota; Fungi; Ascomycota; Eurotiomycetes; Chaetothyriales; Herpotrichiellaceae. The record is from RefSeq and is a predicted model, not a curated record. The coding region runs from base 1 to 774 and encodes 257 amino acids. The transcript has a single exon.